UUCCACUCAGAGCUGGAGAUUUCCUGUCCAUAAUUUGAAUUUUUAUCCACUUCGUACCUUUCCCCCUUACCAAGGAAGUAGGAACCCCGUUUAGGGCGCGCGGCUCUCUUUUCUUUUCUUCCUUCUGUUUUCUCUUCCCCCCCUCGUUGCGGGUUUGUGGUUUUUGAUUGUUUUGGCCAUCUGGGUACCUUUUAAUCGUAUCGAAGUUUUGAGCUUUUGACGCUGGCUUGAUGGUUUACGGUUCUUGAGUGGUGGGUUUUUGAUUGGUUGAGUUCGGCAAUGGCUCGGUUGUUGAUGAUUCCUCCUUGCAAAAAUUCGUGUUUUCCGAAGACCAGUCUCUUGAGUUUGUUCUCCUCGGCUCCUGUGAUUACUCGUAACCCAGUUUCUUGUUCGUUUAAUUACUCACUGCUUUGAUUUAUACAAACCGGAAUUUGUUCAUGAGAUGGUUCACUUUUAAAUAUCCUUUUCAUCGUUGUUUUGUUGAUUGUGUUUCGACGACGAUUCUUAUCAUAUGGUAGAUUUCGCUUCUUGACUGUGAUUCUUAUGGCUGUUUUCGUUUUGUUCGUUUGCAGCUCCAGGCUACAAGCCGAGCUAGUUGUUUAAGCACUUCUUUGAGAAGUGCAUCUAGUCACAGGCAGCUUCUUCGUUCUGUGGUCUCAUUUCAAAGAAAUUAUAAGUUUUCGCAUCCCGGAUUAUAUAGUGCUACACAACACAGUCGGAGGCUAAUUUGUUCAGUUGCUACAGAACCAAUACUCCAGCAGACCAGAGAGGCCAAAAUGGAUGCACCGAAAGAAAUCUUUCUGAAGGAUUAUAAGUUACCUGAUUAUUACUUUGAGACGGUUGAUUUGGGCUUUGCUCUUGGCGAGGAGAAAACACUUGUUAACUCAAAAAUAACCGUGUCCCCAAGAGUUGAAGGUUCCUCGUCCCCGCUGGUUUUGGAUGGGCAUGAUUUGAAGCUGCUCUCUAUUAAAAUCAAUGGGAACGGACUGAAGGAUGCAGAUUUUCAAGUGGAUUCCCGCCACUUGACUAUCCUGUCACCUCCAAGCGGGGCAUUCACUUUGGAAAUCAUCACUGAGAUAUAUCCUCAGAAGAACACUUCACUAGAUGGACUUUACAAAUCAACUGGGAACUUCUGCACUCAAUGUGAAGCAGAGGGUUUCCGGAAAAUCACAUUUUUCCAGGAUCGUCCAGAUAUAAUGGCCAAGUACACAUGCCGAAUUGAAGCUGAUAAGUCGCUGUACCCAGUGUUGCUGUCUAAUGGAAAUCUUUUAGAACAAGGAGAACUUGAUGGUGGUAAGCAUUAUGCUCUUUGGGAAGACCCCUUCAAGAAACCAUGUUACUUGUUCGCUUUAGUCGCUGGACAGCUGGAGAGCAGAGAUGACACUUUUGUCACCCGAUCUGGUCGGAAUGUGCAGCUCAGAAUCUGGACCCCUGCAGAAGACUUGUCCAAGACUGCACAUGCUAUGUAUUCGCUUAAGGCUGCAAUGAAAUGGGAUGAAGAUGUUUUCGGUCUUGAGUAUGACCUGGACCUCUUCAAUAUUGUUGCUGUCCCUGACUUCAACAUGGGGGCUAUGGAGAAUAAGAGUUUGAAUAUAUUCAAUUCCAAGCUUGUCCUGGCGUCUCCCGAGACUGCCACAGAUGCAGAUUAUGCUGCUAUUUUGGGUGUUAUUGGUCAUGAGUAUUUCCAUAACUGGACAGGCAACAGGGUGACUUGUCGAGACUGGUUCCAGCUCAGUUUAAAGGAAGGUCUUACUGUAUUCAGAGACCAGGAAUUUUCAUCUGACCUGGGAAGUCGUCCUGUGAAGAGGAUUGCUGAUGUUUCUAAACUUCGCAAUUAUCAGUUCCCACAGGAUGCUGGUCCCAUGGCGCAUCCUGUUAGGCCUCAUUCUUACAUAAAGAUGGACAAUUUCUAUACAGUGCAGGUGUAUGAAAAGGGUGCUGAAGUUGUCCGGAUGUACAAAACCUUGCUGGGAACCCAGGGGUUCAGAAAGGGCAUGGAUCUUUACUUUAAGAGGCAUGAUGGUCAAGCUGUAACCUGCGAAGAUUUCUUUGCUGCCAUGAGGGAUGCAAAUGGUGCUGAUUUUGCAAACUUCUUGUCAUGGUAUUCCCAAGCUGGUACGCCAACCGUGAAUGUUGCUUCAAGCUAUAAUGCAGAAGCCAAGACUUUCUCUUUGAAGUUCAGUCAGGAGGUGCCACCUACUCCUGGACAGCCAAUCAAAGAACCUAUGUUCAUUCCUGUGGCAUUAGGCUUGCUGGACUCGAGCGGGAAGGACUUGCCUCUUACUUCUUUCUUUCACGAUGGAAUGUUGCAGUCAAUUUCAAGCAAUGGCGAACCAGUCUACAGUACUGUGCUUAGGGUGACCAAGAAAGAAGAGGAAUUUAUUUUCUCCGACAUAACCGAAAAACCAGUUCCUUCUCUGUUUCGGGGUUAUAGUGCUCCUAUCCGUCUUGAAGCCGAUCUUUCAGAAGCUGAUUUGUUCUUCCUCCUUGCUCAUGAUUCAGAUGAAUUCAACCGGUGGGAGGCUGGGCAACUCUUGGCCAGGAACCUGAUGCUAACCCUAGUGGCUGAUUUCCAACAAAAUAAGCCAUUGGUUUUGAAUCCAAAGUUUGUUCAAGGGCUGAAAAGCAUUCUUACUGACUCGUCUUUGGAUAAAGAAUUUAUUGCUAAGGCAAUUACUCUGCCUGGUGAAGGUGAAAUAAUGGACAUGAUGAAAAUUGCAGACCCUGAUGCUGUUCAUGCAGUCCGCUCCUUCAUCAGGAAGCAGCUUGCUGCUGAACUGAGAGCCGAACUUCUGAACACUGUCAAGAACAACAGCAGUUCUGAAGCAUAUGAGUUUAACCACCCAAACAUGGCCAGGAGGGCACUGAAGAACAUUGCUCUCGCAUAUCUGGCUUCACUUCAAGAUGAGGAGUCAGCUGCGCUUGCACUCAAUGAAUACAAGUCUGCCACAAAUAUGACAGACCAGUUUGCAGCUUUGGCAGCCAUAGCUCAGAACCCUGGUAAAACUCGGGAUGAAGUGUUGGCUGACUUCUACAGCAAGUGGCAAGAUAACUUCUUGGUUGUGAAUAAAUGGUUCUCCCUUCAAGCCUGGGCAGAUAUUCCUGGGAAUGUGGAGAACGUUCGGAAUCUCCUGAAUCAUCCAGCAUUCGAUUUACGUAAUCCAAACAAGGUAUAUGCUUUGAUUGGAGGAUUUGCUGGGUCCCCAGUCAACUUCCAUGCUAAGGAUGGUUCAGGCUACAAGUUCUUGGGUGAGAUGGUGGUCCAACUCGACAAAAUCAACCCUCAGGUGGCUUCCCGCAUGGUUUCGGCCUUCUCGAGAUGGAGGCGAUACGAUGAGACAAGGCAGAACCUUGCCAAGGCGCAGUUGGAGAUGAUAGUGUCUGCCAAUGGACUGUCGGAGAAUGUCUUCGAGAUUGCUUCUAAAAGUUUGGCUGUCUGAACUUUUUGACGACGCAGACCAAAUUCCACGGAGAUGUUAGAGUUUAAAGAACAAUUAGUUUCGUUUGGGAGAUGGUGAUUCUACUUUGAAUUUUAUGCAAGACAAAAGUUUGGUCAUGAAUUUGGUUUCUGAAGUAAUAAUGAUGAAGUAAUAAUAGUAGUUAAGCUAUCUUUGGGUUUUCAUUGGACCGUCGAGGUUGUUGGCCCGUUUCUGUUGAUGGGGCCUUGGGCUUUUUAAUUAUCUGUGUCCCACCUUACCUCCUUUAUCUUUGUAUGAUACUAUGAGGUAAUCCUCCAGUGGGUUCGGUGGGCCCACCUUGACCCACAGUCCUUAUCUCGUCAAAAGUUAAAAACUAUCAAAUUCGAGCUAAAUGUCGAUGGAUAACACUCUAUUGUAUGGAUUUCACCGUAUAACUUUAUUUUUC
Molecule: messenger RNA, 3864 nt
Organism: Linum tenue
Lineage: Eukaryota; Viridiplantae; Streptophyta; Magnoliopsida; Malpighiales; Linaceae
Source: the annotation of a GenBank genome assembly